Molecule: messenger RNA, 1725 nt
Organism: Guillardia theta CCMP2712
Lineage: Eukaryota; Cryptophyceae; Pyrenomonadales; Geminigeraceae
Exons: 17
Coding region: 1-1725 (574 amino acids)
Biological process (GO): RNA processing
Molecular function (GO): protein binding
Source: RefSeq, a predicted model, not a curated record
AUGAUACAGCUCCUUGAAAAGAGAGCUCGGAAAAGAUUGCAGAAUAUCAAGAAUAUGACGAUAGACGAUCAACCAAAAGAGCAACUCGCUGCAGACGAAGAGCGUAGAGAAGAAUUGGAGAAGGAGCUUGGUCCGUUGUUCCAAAUCGGGGCAUCCCCUGAUGGCCCAUGGAGCACCGACGAGGAUGGAACGAGAAGGACAACGCUGGUCAAAGAGCAGGAGGCGGAGGUGGCAAGAAUGUAUGAGGGCGUUCUCAAUAUCAAUCCAAACGACUUUGCCAUGAUCAUGAAAUAUGCUCGUUUCGAGAAGGAAGAACGACACAUGAUGAGGCAUGCGAUCGAUCUCUUUGAAGACGCGCUCAGGUUGAUCCCGAACGACGUUGAAGCGCUAAGGUAUGGAAACUUGUGCCUCAAUGACUUCAAGGACUUCAAAGCUGCUUACGGGCUGUACCAUUCUGCUCUCCAGGCUGAUCCCAAAAAUCACCGGGCGCAUUAUGGAAUGGCUUACUUGCACCAGCAACUUGGGAACAGAACGAAAGCUGCGCAUCACUACGAGCUUUCAUUGACGCUAAAUCCUUCUUUCUUCCCCACGCUCGGAAACUAUGCAUCGAUGCUCUAUUUGGAUCACGUGGACAAGCGUAUGGGCAAGAAGAUCACAGAUGAUAUCAAGCGAGCCGCAAAGUUGUACGAGACUGCUACCUUGCUGCAGCCCUCCAACACAGCAAACCUUCUGAAUUAUGGCAUGUUGCUAGAGAAUGUUUUUGGCGAGGAAGUGAAGGCUGAGUUUCUUUACCGGACGGCCCUCACCCUCGAAGAGACAAACUGUGACGCAAUCUGCAUGCUGUCAAAGUUAAUUUUCAAGGGAAAAGAAGACGUUGGCGAGGUUCAGUCGCUGCUUUAUCAGGCGCUGGAGACCAACCCCUCGCAUGUCCAGACGCUGCUUCGUCUCGGCGAGCUCUACCACAACCAUCUCACCAACAUGUCAAACCACAAAAUACAGGCGAAGGAGGCAAACCCCAGAAUCUCUGCUAGCGCCCAGCUGACCAACUCUCAACAGUUCUACGAGUCGGCUCUCCAGCUAGACCCCAACAACGUCGACGUGCUCAACAGCCUUGCUACCUUGUACGCGGAGAUGGACAGCAGCGAUCUGAACUACACGUGCUCAGCAGAGGAAAGAGAACUCUCAUGCAUCUUGAACAUCGGGUCAUACAUGAUGGACAGCAAGCAGGACAUGCCGACAGCGAAGCGGUUGUUCCGGCAAGCUCUCAAGCUGCAGCCCGAUCACCCUGGGGCUCUGUGCUACAACGCGCUGGCGGAGGCGCUCACGGGAAGGAAUUUCACCCUCGCGUACUUCCUGAUGGACAGGGCAAGGGCCUUGGCUCCCAACGAGAUUCACAUCCAAGAGGCGCUGCUUUCUUUGGACACCCUCGCAAUGAAGGAGCGGUGGGAUCCAACGUCCUCCUCGAAGAACAAUCCUCCGUCGCUCUACGUCGCAUCGAUCCCCGUGUCAGGAAAGUCCAAAAGUGACCCUUCCUCGUCGGGAAACCAGACUUCAAGUUCACAAGGGAAGGGCAAGGCAGAGAACAAGAGCGAGGAGAAGUUGGAGUUUGAGGGUCCUCGCAGGGGCUAUUACUAUGAGGAGCUUGGCAACCUCAGGCAGAUUCCGUCUGACAUUCCAGACGGGAGCGACUUGACGGAUCCUCGUCACGAGUGGAAUCAAUUUUAA